UUGUUGGGUGGUGCACGGACGGAGGUACACUUCCGGUUCACUUCCGGCUCAGGCGUUCUUCUCGGAAGUCAAGAAAGAUUUUCGGGGAUUUGUUUUUUUUUUUUCACUCUCAAUGUUUCCAAUCGGUUCCGUUUCAAAACAUUGAUCAAGCUGCUGUUUUGAAUCGUCGACAGAAGGACGACCACAACAUGGCGAGCACCAUCAGCACGCAGCGGGGAGAAGUGUACGUGGGCGAGCUCCCCGCGGACUUCCUGCGCAUCACGCCGACCCACCGGCAUCAUCAAGUCCAAUCGGACGCACAGGCGGCGCGCCAGCUGCAGUACGGCGGCGCCAUCGGAACCGUGGGCCGUCUCAGCAUCACCGUGGUGCAGGCCAAGCUGGCCAAGAACUACGGCAUGACCCGGAUGGACCCGUACGUGCGCGUGCGUUUGGGCUACGCUGUCUACGAGACUCCCACGGCGCACAACGGCGCCAAGAACCCGCGAUGGAAUAAAGUCAUCCAGUGCACGCUGCCGCCCGCUGUGGACUCCUUCUACCUGGAGAUCUUUGACGAGCGGGCGUUCUCCAUGGACGACCGUAUAGCGUGGACGCACGUCCGAAUCCCGGAGGCCGUGCGGGAGGGCGGCACGACCGACGAGUGGUUCACGCUGAGCGGCCGGCAGGGCGACGACAAGGAAGGCAUGAUCAACCUGGUCAUGUCCUUCUCGUCCUUCCCGGCGGCGGCGGCCGUGACUCAACCGGUGGUCCUGAUGCCCUCCGUGUACCAGCAGGGCGUCGGCUACGUGCCCAUCGCAGGCGUUCCGCCCAUUUACAAUCAGGGCGGGGCGGUCCCGGUUCCGGCGCCGGCUCCGGCCCCGUGCACGGAGGACGAUCUGAAGGCCCUCCAGGACAUGUUCCCCAACCUGGACCCGGAAGUGGUGCGCACGGUACUGGAGGCGCAGCAGGGAGACAAAGACGCCGCCAUCAACUCGCUGCUGCAGAUGGCCGAGGAACUCUGAGCGUCACGUGACCCUAACCGCCGAUCAUACUAGCUUUCGCUCUACCAAAUGUUUUCUCCGCAUGAAACGACAACCGCGCCUCGACAUCGAGUAUCGUACGCGAAAUGACGUCCUUCACCGCCGUCGGUCGCUAUUAAAAUAACCGGUGCCGUUGACGUCCCAUUUGUCCUUCAUCCUACCGCUGUGAAUUGAAAAGAGUUCAUAAAUGAUGUGCAUCAUUUGUUUCUCGGUAAAUGCCGAAAGCCAUUUGGGGGAGAAAAAAAGACAAUAUUUAUUGUUUUUUUUUUUUUUUUU
Molecule: messenger RNA, 1292 nt
Organism: Corythoichthys intestinalis (scribbled pipefish)
Lineage: Eukaryota; Metazoa; Chordata; Actinopteri; Syngnathiformes; Syngnathidae
Gene: tollip
Product: toll interacting protein
Exons: 6
Coding region: 189-998 (269 amino acids)
Biological process (GO): ubiquitin-dependent protein catabolic process
Cellular component (GO): cytoplasm
Molecular function (GO): ubiquitin conjugating enzyme binding; ubiquitin binding
Source: RefSeq, a predicted model, not a curated record